UUGGAUCAUCAGUGAGCACAAAUAUCCAAACGUGAAAAAGUUUAAUGAAUUCAGGUUCAUCAGUUAAAAUAGGAAACCCAUUGGAAAUAUAAUUUGUAUCCAUCGCGCAGAUGGCUUUUAAAAUCCGUAAAAUAGACUAGGUUAGAUUUCGGGCACGUCGUAUAAAACUGAAAAUUUACGAAGUUGACCAGCUGACUCCCAUUAAGAGUGGGAUAUGGAAACCAUACGGUCACUUUUAAUUAAUUUACAUAUAAAAUCACAGCCUGCCUAAAUAUUUAUAUACCAAUUAUAUAUGACAAUUUCUAUUUUCGUUUACACCUUCUAAACGGUCCCGACCUCACCAAGCUAUCCAUCCGGAUAAGCGGACAUUAUCUAUUAUCUACGGCUGUUUUGCUUUGCACAGGUGUUAUGCGUCAUGUGACAGUCGAAAAAGCAGGUUGACGUGGAAUGGGUACCGUGUUACGUCAAAACUGCGUUUAAAGUUAGGAAUUUGAGAACAUAUAGAGUUCAUUUAAUUUCGUAUUGUAUUUAGUGACUUUGGAAAAUGUAAGUAGUCUACAAUUGCAGACGGUGUUCACAAAUCAGUAUGCUCAUCAGUAGCAACAGGAGAGAUGACCUGAUGGAGGUUACAGAUCUGGCAGUGAGGGAUGUUGCUGAUCUAUUGCACCCUCAGUAUGCCAUAGUGACAGGUGGAAAAUCUCGUGACGGGUGCCCCAUCAUCACAUUCCCAGACCUGGGAAACUUCUGCAGCCUUGGAGACGCAGAGUACCAGCGCCUUGUACAGUACCUGACAUCAGUGCCCUCGAUGCAGGAGGCAGACUCAGGUUUUGUGUUGGUGAUAGAUCGUCGAAAUGACAAGUGGAAUUCGGUGAAGACCGUCCUGCUCAAAGUCUCAGGCUUCUUCCCUGGCCUUAUUCAUGUAGUUUAUGUCUUACGGCCAGCAGGGUUUAUACAGAAAGCCAUCUCCGAAGUCAGCAACAAGUUGUUCAAAGAAGAGUUCAAAUUCAGGGUGGUUGUGUGUAAUUGUGUGGAGGAGUUGCAUGAUAAUGUGGAGAAAAGUCAGCUGACAGCUGACCUCGGUGGUGAGAUCCCUUACUGCCAUCAGGAGUGGAUCCAACAGCGAGUGGCUUUGGAAAAAUUUUCGUGCAACAUGCAGGAAGUGUCUGCCGCUCUGGAUAGCUUCACUCAGAGCCUACAGGACGCAGAGUUCCCAAACGAUGUGGACGCCACACAACAACUUCUCAAUUCACAGGGUAUUGAAUAUUCAGAGCUGAAGGAGGAAAUCUUGAAUGCUGCCAAGCAUGGUGAAGAUCUCCUUAAAAGUAUCAGGCAACAUCCAGCUACUGGUAAUACCAAUGGCUCGACAUGUGCCACCAGGGAGGACCAACUGGCACUAUAUCGUGUGUGUCCAUACAGAUUGGGCAAUGUCACAGCUGUGGAAAGGCUUCUGGUUCAACUCGAAGAGACGGAGAGAACUUUUGAUGAUUACUGGUUUAGUCAUUCAGCACGUUUACGACAGUGCCUAGAACUGAGAAGGUUUGAGCAAGACUUCAAAGAACUCCAGAGUAAUUUUGAUUGCCACUUGAAGAGCGUUUGUGAGAUGACAGAGGUUGGUGAGACUGUCGCAAGAGUCGACACGCUCAUCAAAGAAGCUACCGCCCUCCAGAAGCUGUGCAUGACUGAUGUUGAGAGGGCGGAGGAGCUCAUCUCAGUCGGACAGCAGCUGCUCCACAGUCGGCACUACUGUGCCCUCGAUUGUGUCCAACCCAAAUGCUCCGAGUUGCAACGGAUGUGUCAGCUGUUGCCAGAACGUCUUGAAAGCCGCCUCAGUACACUGGGCAAAUGCCGGGAUCUUCAGGAGCGAAUUGACAAGGCAAACAGAUGGUGCACACGAGGUAUAGAUUUGUUGGCGUCGCAGCACAUCGAAAAGUGUUCAACUUCUCCUGACCUCGCUGAGCAGUCGCUGCUGGAAAUUCAACAGUAUGUGACGAGUGCUGAGGAGUUCAAACUGAGCAGUCCCAAGGAGUUCCGGUCCCUUUUCCAAGACUCAAUCACUUCAGAAACUAAAGCACUUGUAACACAGGUGCUACAGAGAAUAGAUGAUGUGUCAAUGAUGUGUGAGAAACGAAUGACAAAUCUGAAACGUCUUACUCUGAAACUUCCCCGACCAGUCCAGACUGUGACGCCUGAACCUGCUGUUCCUCUCCAGCAGCCGCCAUGUUGUGCUCCGGAUCACGUGCACAAUCAUCACAGCAAAACAAGCAACAAGGUGUUCAGGAAGGCCAACACUUUGCCAAAGAUUGAAGUCCCGUCAGAUAUGUGGAAUGCUCAAGCUAUCAAGACAGAUACAUGUGAUACAGCAGCAUCAUCUCCAGACAGUGAGACAUCUACCCAGGACCUGGAGGUGUUAAAAACUAAACGUGGCCAUGUCCUGGCAGAAUUACUCGAGACAGAGAGGGUCUAUGUCAGUGAGUUGGGCUCUUUGAUUAAGGGUUAUAAGUGCGAACUUCAAUCAAGUGAAAUGCAGUCCUUGAUCCCUCCGGCGCUGGUCGGCAAGGCAGAUGUGCUGUUUGGAAAUUUGGAAGAGAUAUUCAAUUUCCACAGCAAAGUUUUUCUGCGGGAUUUGGAAAACUGCAUCUCCAACACAGAGCUGGUGGCCCUCUGCUUCACUCAAAGGAGAGACGCAUUCCUGCGUCUGUAUAGCUAUUAUUGUCAGAACAGUCCCCGUUCUGAACGUCUCAGGGAAACUGUCGGAGAGAAGAAUAUGUUCUUCCAGGCAUGCCAACUUAAGCUUGGUCAUAAACUUCCACUAGCAGCUUAUCUUCUGAAGCCAGUGCAGAGGCUAACGAAGUAUCAACUUCUGCUCAAGGAUUUGCUGCGGUACACUGACGACAAGAAGUGCCGCAAAGAGCUACAAGAGGCUCUAGACUGUAUGCUCAUAGUGCUCAAAUGUGUGAAUGACAGCAUGCACCAGAUUGCUAUCACGGGUUUCUGGGGUGAGUUGUCUGACCAGGGAGAGCUGUUGAUGCAAGGUUCAUUCUCGGUGUGGACAGACAGUAAGAAGGACCGUCUUCGAGAGCUAAGACUUAAACCCAUGCAAAGGCACAUCUUCUUAUACCAGAAAGCUAUGCUAUUUUGCAAGAAGGCUGCAAAAGAAGUACAUAACAAAGACACGUACCACUUCAAACGGUACCUUAAAAUGUCACAGAUUGGUCUCACAGAGUCGGUGAAAGGAGAUCCUCGCAAGUUUGAGGUCUGGUUACAAGGUCGGCAAGAAGUACACACAAUUCAGGCCCUGACAGUGCAGCAGAAAGAUGCGUGGGUAUGCGAAAUCAAGCGUGUGCUGUUGGAGCAACUCACCGAACUCAAAGGGGAGAAAAUUAGGCAGUACUCCCUGGCAGGCACCGGGAAACCAAUUCAUAGGCCUCUCCGUCAGACCAGUUCAUGGGAGAGUCAUACAGGCAUUCCAAACAACAUGACUGCCUUCAAUGCAGAUACUGUUGCAAGACAUCCAUCGCAUCCUCCACCCCAGCACACAGUAUCAGAAAAUGGUGAGGAGGAGGGCGAAAGUGGAGCAUGGAGUUCAGAUUACAGCAACAGUGAGGAUGAGGACACCUAUACCGAGCAGAGUGAGGCUGGAGGUCGCUUCACAGCACUUGCUGAUUACUGUGCCGUGGGGCAUAGUGAAGUCUCUAUGCACGAGGGGGAUGCAGUUGAGCUUGUGAAGGUGGGUUGUGCUGGAUGGUGGUAUAUCAAAGUUAUUGGUUCAAAUUUAGAGGGCUGGGUGCCUUCUGCAUACCUGGAACCAUUUGGUAGGAGAUCUCUCCGCAGCUCACAGUCGGUCAGCAGCCAAGAUGGUGGCAAGUCCAGUGUUGCAUUACCUUUGGCGUGAAAGCAACACCCAUUCCUCGAUACCCGAAGAGCGGUUGUCUCUGUUGUGAUGAUUGAGUUUCUGGAUCCUUUAGAAUUGAGCCAUCCCUGUGUGAUUUGUUCAGAUUGUCUAAUGCUGGCAUUGGCUUGUAAGAUUGCUAGCGAUAUUGUGAACCUUGCUGAGUACAAGUAUUUGUGAUAAAGAUGUUGUGAUUUUGUUAUGAACUUAUGGUUGUUAUAAAUCUGUGUGUAAUAAAAUUAAAUAAAAUUGAAAUUUACUGAAAAAAUUACAGGGCAAAGGAACAAAAAAAUCAGAUGCCCUUUGUAUUUAUCAGUUUUGAGAUUACUGUCUUUUGGGAACGAUGCCAUAUUUUCUGGUAGAAAGUACUAAUGGUCCAUAGUAAUCUGUGCCUCCAUCUUCAGGGUAGAUGAAUACACUGUGCAGAAAAAUGAGAGUUACAGGUAUAGGAAAAGGAGAAAAGGAACUUGGGCUGUGAGUGGGUGAGUGUGAGACAGUGAUCCAUAAAAGGCUAUCCUUUCACAUGUUAGGUACCCCCCUUUUAGGAUGAAGUCUGCAUCUAAUCCCAGUAUCAUGUUACUGUGAUGUACUAGCCCACCCAUAGUCCUGGUAUCAUGGUACCAUCACCUGUUUGCCUGGUACAGUAGUACCACAAACUAUUUUUAUGCUAGGAGCACCAGUUCUUUUCCCCAUUACAUAUAUCUUCUGGAGAUAGAGACAACAUGGUUCUCCAAAAUGUUGGUACCCUUGUACAAGACUACAUGAAGUCACAUUCCAGAAGACAGUAAUCCUCAUAAUGACCACCAUGAGACUCACAGUCUCAAAUCAUUUUCUCAUGUUUGUUGUGAAUAAAGAAAAUGUAUGUAUUAUUCUCAUAGAUAUUGUGCUUAAUUUAUAAUUUUAUUUAUAUUUAAAUGUUACAAAAUAAAUUAAUUUGCUUACUCCAAAACCUAGUGCUACAGGUUAUUCAGUAAUCACAGGGCUGUUUAAUCAGAAUUUAUUUAUACCCAAAAUGGAGACUUUCAAGUCCGUGGUGAAAGGAAUAAAAUAUUAAACACUGAAAAUUGAAUAUAUUGCAUUAUAGUACAGUGUGUUAAUAAAUGUAUGAAUUAUAUGCAGCAGAAAACCAGCUUCUAAGUAUCAGAGAUGAGAGAGUGGGAGAUUUGCAAGGGCUUGUCUCACUGUCCAGGAAAGGUUUUAGAGAGAAAGAAAGAUGACUUUGUAAGAGGAAGGCCUUCUAGGGAAACUGUAAUGCCGAUAUUCUGGUCAAUUAAGGAGCUUUUCUCUUAAAAGAUAUCUGGAAUCUGAGGGGGUCUGUGGACUGUCUUCAUAUUGUUAUAACUACAACACUGAUUGAUUUGAACUGAUCUUAAAUGCCUUUAUUAUUCAUAAUUCUCAGUAUAUUUAACAAAUCAAUCCAGAGCUUAACAGUUAAAAAUAAACUAACUUAACCAUUCCCAUUAUCUCUUAAAGAGUAAUACAUAAGCACAUAUUUUUGUUUCAUCUCAUUUAUGAUAAAUUCCACAAACAGCUCCAAGCUUUUGCUAUUUUGUGUUGUUCCUGGAAUAUACCAUUAUCAUACACUGAGUUAAUAUUGCUUUAUUUGAACGUUAGUAUUCAAUUUAAAUUUGUAAAAUGGUGAUGAUUCUGGGAUAGAGAAAUGCUAACCUAAAUGUUCAUGAUUCCAUUUCCUUCAAUAAAGAUAUACCUCUAUGACUUGAUCUGCUAUUAGGAUUACUGAGGCCACAGAAAGAAGUCCCAUAGUUUGUCCCCCUUCACACUACUCUCAAGCUGUUAUGCUUCUGCCUUCAGUAUACUUCCCUAUAUUCCCUGCCAGUCAGGAAGUUAUUGUAUGAAAGUUAGCAGAGGUAACCUUUGCUUAUGACAAGCACUUUGUCCUGAUUGAUAUAUACCACAGGCAGCUGUAGGGGAACCUAAAAGUAAACAUAAAAGUUAGACAGGUUAUGUGCACUUCCAGAGAACUCCUUGGCCUCAGUGUAGUAUCAUCUCCUAAACAAUAAAUGUAAUGUCUUGAUUUGGAGGUUUGUAACCUGAUAUUGAUGUCUCCAUCACAAUAGUUCCAUUGGCUUUACUGCCAUAACUCUGUUACUGAGACAUACUUGUGAAACUGUUAUCUAAGGUAAUUCCAGUGAGAUAGGACUGACUGUGAGAUGUAUUCCGAUCCUUAUCAUCUCAAGUUCAGAGCUGUCUUAUAGUCAUGCACUGCUCUACUAAGCAGGGUUUUCAACAUCAGCAAUUAUAUCGGUGAUGCAGUAUUUUAGUUUAUAAUACAUUUAUACAAUUUUACAUUUGUUACUGGAUUCUUAGUGUUCCAGAUAUAAUUUUAUCUAUUUUCUGUGAUGUUAAUAAUGCCAAGUUAUUGUUGUUGCAGUUGUAAUAGUUUUGUUGUCAAAUGUUUGUUACUUUGGGAUCAAGUUCAUACUUUACCUCACGUUGUUUCAUGUUGCAAUGAAAGUUUUGUUGUUCACAUCACAUGUUCUUAAAUUGUGGUGUUAAAUACAUAGGCAGGAAAUACAGAGCCAGUUCUAAGAUACUGCCUUUGUGUUAAUUUUAAAUAUGUUUUUGGAAAUACACAGUUUUUUCAUUUUGUAUUCUAUUUAAAAAUUACUGCUUUCCCAUAUUAGACUGGAUAGUUGAAUGAAACUUUCAAGAAGUAUAGAAGGAAAAACCAGAAGUAAGAGAAUAAGAAAACAGUUGAAGAGAAAUUAAAGAUAGAUACAUCAGAAGAUAAACUAAUAAAUAACAGAAUGGGAUGGCAUAGGCAUGUUUUAAAAAUGACCCAGAAAAAAAAAAUCAGAAUA
Molecule: messenger RNA, 6711 nt
Organism: Cryptotermes secundus
Lineage: Eukaryota; Metazoa; Arthropoda; Insecta; Blattodea; Kalotermitidae
Product: guanine nucleotide exchange factor DBS
Exons: 22
Coding region: 587-3892 (1101 amino acids)
Biological process (GO): intracellular signal transduction
Cellular component (GO): cytoplasm
Molecular function (GO): guanyl-nucleotide exchange factor activity; protein binding
Source: RefSeq, a predicted model, not a curated record